This is a messenger RNA of Drosophila grimshawi, 1162 nucleotides long. RefSeq lists its product as uncharacterized. Bases 75 to 1031 code for a protein of 318 amino acids. NCBI's taxonomy places the organism in Eukaryota, Metazoa, Arthropoda, Insecta, Diptera, Drosophilidae. The transcript has 2 exons. The record is from RefSeq and is a predicted model, not a curated record.
ACUAUCAAUCUAGACGCUGAGGUGAAAACAACUCGAAAAUAAAAAGUAGCAGCAUCAACAACAUCAACUGAGCCAUGAAGUGCGCAUUGAUAUUCACUCUGCUGGCCGUUGCUGCAUCCACCAGCCUUGCUGCGCCGUUGGACCUGAAUGAUCUUUUCCUCGGUUUGCCCAGGAAUGCGCCAGCUAUAGCGGCACCCCAGCCUGAUCAGGAUGUGGUCAAGCGGCAGGUGCUUGCCAAUCCCGAUAAUCAGCUGAAGCAGGUCUCGUUCCAAGCACUGAUUGGCAAUCUAGAGAAUAGUUUGUUCGAGUCAGCAUUGAGUUUAAAUGGCGCCAGUGCUCCAGACUCUGUGGUGACUGAGGUAAAGCCAGAGCCGGCUAAGAAUAGCGAGCAUAUCAUUGCCAAGCGUUCGGGUGAGCCUGUGGCUUCCACUACGCCUGUUGCCCUCUCAGACGAACCGGAGGAGCGCAAGAUUCUGGUGCUGACCACCAAGAAGGUGCCACUGUCGGAGGAAGGUGGUCCCGCUCAUCUAAUCAUCGAUCACGUCUCGGUACAGCCGCACAACGGCGCCUCUGUGCCUGUGAUACCCAUAUUCCAGGUGCAUCACACGAAGAUUACCUCCGCCACUAUUAAGGAGGAUGCCAGCAAAGACAGCAGCGAUGGCAAACAGACCAAGAUUAGCAUUACCAAGACAUCGAUAACCUCAACGGCGCCCGUUGAGAGCCUCGAGACGCAGAGCAGCAUCACGAGCAGCAGCACGAGCAGCACAGAGCUGCCCCAUAGUGGCGAAAGCAGCAGCAGCACCACCAUCAAGAGCACAACCACCAACAGCUCCCCCAUUAGCACCACCAACAUCUCUGCCACUAGCACCAUACCCAGCACAACAGCCAGCACCACCACCAGCAGUGGCAGCAUCAUUAGUACUACAUCGGAGCAGCCAAUUAUCAAGCUGAAGCAGGAAGAGGAGCAGAAGCUCAAGGCAAAGGUGGCUGAAGUCGAGGCUGAGCCAAUUAUUUUGAGCGCCCGUGUUUAGACGGCAAAUUCUCUCUAGUAUUAGCCAUCUCAUGUACACUGAAAAAAACCAAACUCACCCAUAUAUACAUAUAUUUAUAUCACGCAAAGUUCAAUUAAAGUCAUGUGAUUUGAUCUGAAGUCCAAGUAGAA